This is a messenger RNA of Trichobilharzia szidati, 667 nucleotides long. The record is from the annotation of a GenBank genome assembly. Lineage: Eukaryota; Metazoa; Platyhelminthes; Trematoda; Strigeidida; Schistosomatidae.
AUGAACAAUAUGAGGGGAAAACAUUUAGAGAAAUACGCUACAACAAUGGGCUUCAAGGUUAUUCGCGACAUAGUGUUACAGUUGUUGAGGGAAGAGAUUCCUGAAAAUACACAUCCAAUCUUGUCUUUGGCAAAAACUGACCAAGAACGUGCAGAGGCCAAAAAGCGACGCCAAGAUCUCAAAGAUGAAGAGGAUGAAAGUGCUUUAACAACUGUCGAUAGGAAAAAACGCCGUAUCUGGCUUAGACAAGCAUAUGCGGUUCCUAUUGCAUUUGCAGGUAUUCAGAGAAAUACUCUGGAAACAAAGCCUAUUCGGGAUACUACAUCCCAUGAAUAUAUGUCAGAAUUCGCUCGUGAAAAACGAUUGCGGUGCCAGGCUACUAGGGGUACUGUAGCGCUUUUCAAUGCUGUUAAGCAGCAUCAGACCAACAUUGGAAAGCAACUGGAGGGUUCAAAGUCAGGUUUCGAGGAAGAAAAAAUUCUCACCCAAAUCACAACUUCAGACUUCCUGGAUCGUCUGUCAGCUGGGAUUAGCAGUUCCAAGUUGUCGAAAGUAAAAUAGUUCGAGAUACAACUAUUAGCUCAAUCCCUCAUUGACAUUGUGCAGUUUUUUCCAGAUGCCAACUGUCAUUUCAAAUUUGUAAAUAUAUGACAAUUAUCUCUCUUGC